Molecule: messenger RNA, 1543 nt
Organism: Larimichthys crocea (large yellow croaker)
Lineage: Eukaryota; Metazoa; Chordata; Actinopteri; Sciaenidae
Product: myoD family inhibitor domain-containing protein-like
Exons: 4
Coding region: 418-1086 (222 amino acids)
Source: RefSeq, a predicted model, not a curated record
AAGAGGCCGAGAGAGCUCGCAUACAUACAGCAUUCAGCUGACACACUCGUGGGGUAUGUGUCUCCAUUGUGUUAGGUGACUAAAAGCAGAACAGAGAACGCGACCUAAAGUCACGCAACCAGGCCUCGACCGCCCCCGCUGUUCUGCGAUCAGCCUGUUUCAGAGUGUCCACUCAGGGAUCUGCUGGGAAGGGGAGUGUUAUUAAGCCUGUGAACAACAACAAAACACACACACACACACACACACACACACACAGAGUACAGCUCAUAUUCUCCUGAACGGUGACUCAGGCCGGCAUGUUGGGUGUUGUUGGGGGGUUUCCCGGAGCCUCUUGGUGUUGACAGAAGCAGGAGGAUGGUCAAGGUGAGUGGCUGGACAAAGUGUAACAGAGACACCGAGCAGUCAUGAGGAUCAGACAUGUUACCAGGAGACCAUGUACCUGUGGACGGGACAGAGGAACAGAGCAACCCGACUAAAGGCAGUGCAUCUUUAAAAUCAGGGCAGGAAAUCCUUUCAACAUGUGACCCUCUUAGCAGAGGAAAUCCCAUCAGCACUGACCUCAUCAGCACCCAGCCUCUGCCUGCCGCAGCCCCGUCAGCAGAGGCUUCACAGGAGGCGGCAGGGUUAAAGAAGCCUCAGUGCGACCCUGAGAAGCCCACCUGCCCACGAUGUGGUCUCAGAGUACCAGACCACAGGCUGCCUCCUCAAUCCUCGGGCCUGAGCCGACUGCAGGGCUCCAGCUUGUCCGUGCAAAGCAGCAAGAGGAGCAGGAGCCGUGUGGCCGGCUCACACCAACCUACUGCAACACCUGCUGACUCCUGUUUACAUCUGCUGCUGGCAUGCCUGUCGUGUCAGGGCUCCGUGCUGCUCCAGGGUCUGUUGGAGGCCUGCUCCUCCUGCCUCCACACCUUUUGCUCGUCCUGCUGCGACGCCUGCUCCCGCUGCUGUGCGGCCAUCCAGGAGACGCCCGUGGAAGAUCUGAACUGCCACGCCCACUGCCACUCGGUGCUGUUCGAGUCUUGCUGCGAGCCGACCGAGUGUCUCGAGUUUUGCAUCGAUUGCUGCGAGAUUUGCCAUCGCAGCUAAAAGGAGGCAGGCCGGACCACGAGGCCUGUGACUGUGACUGAAGCUACUGUGACACUCAUUAGUGCUACAAUGACAUUUUGUGUGACUAAACAUCAUUUUGUUGACCUUGUUGUGACCUUCAGAGUUGUGAACAGCUGUCAAAUUCAGUUGUUCCUAUACCAAAUGCCGCUGAAAUCAUUUGAGCAAAAGUAUUGUCGACGAACAACAGAUCAUCCUACCUAUGGUGCGGUAACUCCGCUCAAUAUCUGGCAACCUCACGGGAGUCGUGCAGUUACUCCACAUAAAACCACAAAUUGUCAAAUAUUAAACAUAAUUAGACACUUAGUUACUUUCUUUAUUGGCGAAUCUGUUGAUUCUUUUCCAGUUCAAUCGAUUAGUUUGUUCCAUAAAAUGUCUAUAAGUAUGGACACGAUAAUCGACUGUCAGAACAGUUGCUAACUAAUUAUUUUUUUUGGCC